Messenger RNA from Physcomitrium patens, 1863 nucleotides. RefSeq lists its product as uncharacterized. Lineage: Eukaryota; Viridiplantae; Streptophyta; Bryopsida; Funariales; Funariaceae. Gene Ontology annotation, cellular component: membrane. The record is from RefSeq and is a predicted model, not a curated record.
GAUUCCAUGCUCUGUUGCAUGUCAUUCCUCGGAGAACUGUGACUCAUUCUUUAGUAGUAUUUGCUUCAUGUAUGAAAGAUAUGGGAUUUGUGCACGUAGUUUCAUGUCAAGGGGACUAAAAUGCUUUCGUGUUGCCCAGGAUAAUACAACAAUCAUUUUUCUCGCGUUUCCAAUCGUUUUGUUAGCUCUUAAGAAGUUCUCGAACGAAUGUUUUCAAGCCUUGCCAGUUCAGCUUUACCAGGCAUGGCUAUUGUUUUUCUACACCAGUUUAGCAAUGAGAGAGAACAUUCUGAGAGUUAAUGGUAGCGAUAUAAGACCGUGGUGGGUCUAUCACCAUUACUUAGCAAUGGCGAUGGCGCUGGUGGGUCUUACGUGGGGCAUACAAAGCCAUCGUGAUUGCUCUCGCAAGCAGCAUGGAGUGGAGUUGUUCCUUCAAUGGGCAGUGAUGCAAGGUGUGGCGAUGCUACUCCAGAAUUGUUAUCAGCGUAAACGGCUCUACACAAGGAUUGCCCUCGGCAAGGCUGGGAGGAUGGAUGUAGUCUGGGGAGAGACAUCAGGUGUGAAGGGCCAGCUCUGGAUCCUGUAUCCUGUUCUCUUCACUCUGCAGGCGUUUCAAUGUUACAUUGGAGCCCUUCUCUUGCAGACAGCCAUUGUUGAAGAUAAUUGCGAGUGGCAGAUGGUUGUGUGCGGGUUGUUAUUGAUCGCCAUGGCUUUUGGAAACUUUUUCAACACAAUAGCCACAUUGGUUACUAAAGCAAAAAUAAAAGCGAAGAUGAAGAAGAUGAAGCAUUUAGGCAAGAACGCGCUGCAGGGACAAGAUUCGGUCUUCACUUAGUGGGAAAUCGCCUUGAGCGUGGUAAAAUGAGAUUCAGCACCAUCACCAAGCUUUGUGUGCCUCCAUCAAUAUUCUUCUUCUUCGAGUAGAAUAACUAAAGAUUAUGAAGAUUAGAAAGGUUUUCUUUUGAAUAGCAGAACAUCUGAGGGAGCAGUUUUUCCUUCAGCAGCCAAUUCAUCUGUCCUCCAUCUGAUCCUAUCAAGUUCUAGGGCGUGAAGGGUUCUUUGAAAUGAAGAUGGGUUGGUUUGUGUCAUCCUACAAAUUUUGGUACUCAGGAUCAAGUAACAAGUGUAUCAAGAGGAAGCAGUGUUACCACAGAAUAGAUAGAAGAGUAUUCUCACCCGACCAUGAAUCUAUUUCUUCAAGCACCAGCUGGAAAUUUAUCAAGCACUCUUUCACGACAUGAAUACUGGACAGCAGCAAUGAAGGAUUCUGAAGGAUUCAUAGUCUACAACGGUAAAUAGUCAGAACAUUCGGCUGAAAAUUAUUGCUGGUCGUCCCUCCGAGAGCUGGAAGAUUAUGAAAAACAAAUAAGUAAGCAGAUCAGCACCAGCCCUAAUCAUGGUUAAUUUGCCAGGCGAGCUCACAAACUAUGCUGAAUAAAAAUCGAAGGAGCUUCGUUGCUUUUCUUCAUGUAAAAUUACCUCAGGUCAGAUCAUACGGUCCUUUUCAUUUCUGAAAAUGUGGCCUGGGAAUGGGAUCACGAAAUGUGAAAAAUAAUAAGCAGAUCUGGUUAUUCGUCACCAAGUGCAAUGCUUUGGAUUUACAAAACAUAAAAUAUGCAAAAUCCGUUAGGCAAACUGUUUGAGUAAAAAUUGGUCCAGCUUGCUACUGCAAUAUGAACUAGAGAGGCUAGAUUAUAAUAAAGUUCUUUAGAACUUUUCAAGAGAAUAGGAGGGAGGAGUUCUUAUCUUGGUUAAUCAUGGAAGGACACGCAUGGAAGCUCCGCAGUUAGGAACAGAUAAUGCUCGGCAAGGGUGGAUUUCAAUGGGAGUUUGAAGGCCAAAUGCUAGUGCUUACGUGGUGAA